This is a messenger RNA of Pseudomassariella vexata, 1528 nucleotides long. RefSeq names its product rab5-like GTPase. Gene Ontology annotation, molecular function: GTPase activity; GTP binding. The transcript is spliced from 4 exons. The coding region runs from base 474 to 1142 and encodes 222 amino acids. NCBI's taxonomy places the organism in Eukaryota, Fungi, Ascomycota, Sordariomycetes, Amphisphaeriales, Pseudomassariaceae. The record is from RefSeq and is a predicted model, not a curated record.
CGAGGUAGAGGUGCUAUCUGCUGCGGCUGGUCGCAGCUGACAAGAUAAAGAGCUGCAAGUGGACGGCCCUACCUCUCACACUGUGUAAAAUACACUGUACCUUGAUGUGAGCGUCAGGUGCACGAGGCACUUGCAAUCGACGCCCUCAGCCGCCUCGAUUCUACUGCAAGUUCCAGGCAAUCACUGUCCAAGAAACGAAUGACCACCUGCAAGUCACCCAACAUCACCCAUUCAACUCUUCCGCCGAACCACCAAAGCCAUUUAUGACGAGUCGUUUGCAACCCUCGCCCAAGUCUCGUCGCUGUCGGCCUUAGUUGCUAACCGUUUGUCCUUUGCGCCCGUUCCGGACCCUCUGGUCGUCAUCUCGACUAUUCUUUGUGCAGCGCCGAGCGACAUCGCCAGUUUCCGAAAGUUACCUCAUUCAUUACAUCAACCCCGAAUCACUGCACCACCCCGCCAACACUGCCAGCAUUAUGGCUUCUAGAGGAGCUCCCGCAGGUGCCCGUGGAAUGAACACACGCUUUGCGCAGUUCAAGUUGGUGCUAUUAGGAGAGUCGGCAGUGGGAAAGAGCUCGAUAGUUCUACGAUUCGUGAAGGAUCAAUUCGACUCCUAUAGGGAAUCCACCAUUGGCGCCGCCUUCCUCACCCAGACCAUCUCACUCGAUGAAAACACAACGGUAAAGUUCGAGAUAUGGGAUACAGCAGGCCAGGAACGAUACAAGUCGCUUGCACCCAUGUAUUAUAGGAAUGCGAACUGCGCUGUAGUCGUCUACGAUAUUACCCAAUCCGCUUCGCUGGAUAAGGCAAAGGCUUGGGUCAAGGAGCUUCAGCGACAAGCCAAUGAGAACAUCAUCAUCGCUCUUGCAGGCAACAAGCUGGAUUUGGUGAACGAGCAGCCCGAUAAGAGGGCAGUGUCGACGGCUGACGCCGAAGCAUAUGCGAACGAAGCAGGUCUGCUCUUCUUUGAGACAUCAGCCAAGACAGCCGAGAAUGUGCGGGAGCUGUUCACUGCCAUCGCGAAGAAGCUCCCGUUGGACCAAGUGGGUCCGCGUCAUACUCGCCCAGGUCAGCGCGCAGGCGGAGUAAGCUUGGGACCGACCGAGGGUGCCAAUACUCAGUCUGGAGGGCCAUGCAGCUGCUAGAAGCGUGUGGGGUGCUGGUUGAAAGGGGAAACCAGGCUACCACGGUACUUAUACCUGAUCCUCGUCAUUGAUGCGUACCUGCUCUACUUGCAUGGGUCGGCGGAUCUCCUCCAGUACUACAGUAAGCAACGGAGCUAGGCAAGUGGGCUUAUUCGACAACGCGUUCACUGAGGCACAUGGCAGAAUAUAUUCAUUUGGAGUCUCGGAAAGGUGGCAUACGUUUUUUAAUAACUUGACUUUGGUCUUUCCUGCAACGCAAACUAGGGCCAACGAAUGGCUGCGCGAUGGUGGGAUACAGCGGAGACAUGGAGAUUGUCCGUCGGUCUUGAGUUGUACAGUGUUCUCACCCUAGUUGUCAUAGAACUUAUCCCUCAGCUUUUGGAAUG